AAACAGUUUUCAACAAAGAUGGAAAGUAAGGUACUUGUUUCAGCAGUUUCUCUGAUUCUUGUAGUUGGUGUUGCAUUAGGUGUUGUUGCUCUUGUUCGAAGCAACGGGCCAGGUGAGAGUGGAGGUGGCGAUUUGAAUGCACAUACUAAAGCGGUUCAAGCCGUGUGUCAAAGCAGCGAUGACAAAAAAUUGUGUGUUGAUACUCUUAAACCUGUUAACACAUCGGACCCAAAUGAUUAUAUAAAAGCCGUUGUUAAAACUUCCUUGGAAAGUGUCUUCAAAGCGUUAAACUUGAGCGAUAAGCUCAUAAUUGAAAAUGAAAAGAAAGAACAACCCACCAAGAUGGCACUUGAGGAUUGUAAAGAUUUGUUACAAUUCGCAAUUGAUGAAUUACAAGCGUCUACUAUUUUAGUUAAUGACGGCCAAGGUAGAAACCCGAACGAUCGUGCUGCGGAUCUUAAAAACUGGUUAGGUGCUGUUAUUGCGUAUCAACAAUCAUGUCUAGAUGGUUUAGAUACGGAUAACGAAAAGAAGCUUCAAUCAGAGUUGAAAACAGGUAGUUUGGAUCAGGUAGAGAAACUUACCGCACUAGCGCUUGAUAUUGUGACUGCUGUUUCGCAAGUACUAUCUUCAUUGAAUUUGGAUUUGAAUGUGCAACCUACGCAUCGUCGUCUUUUUGACGUGGAUAGCGAUGGUUAUCCGGAAUGGAUGAGUGGCCCGGAUCGUAAGUUAUUGGCUGAUAUGCGUACAGGAGCCGCUGUUACACCUAAUGUGGUUGUUGCCAAAGAUGGUUCUGGACAAUUUAAGACGGUUCUUGAGGCAAUUAAUUCAUACCCGCCAAAACAUGUUGGUAGAUAUGUUAUCUAUGUUAAGGCCGGUGUCUAUGACGAAUAUAUUCAGAUUGACAAAAAGAAGAAGAGUAUGUUGAUCUACGGCGAUGGCCCUACAAAGACUAUUAUCACCGGCAAGAAAAAUGUUGUUGAUGGUUGGAAGACCAUGAGAUCUGCUACAUUCUCUACUGUUGCUGAAGAUUUCAUUGCAAAGGCAAUUGCAUUCGAGAAUACUGCAGGAGCAAACAAACAUCAAGCCGUGGCGUUACGAGUGCAAGGUGACCGAUCGGCUUUCUACGACUGUGCCAUGCGUGGUUACCAAGACACAUUAUACGCCCACGCCCAUCGUCAGUUCUACAGAAACUGCGAAAUUUCUGGGACAGUUGAUUUCAUUUUCGGCUACGGAUCAACACUGAUACAAAACUCGAAAAUUGUAGUCCGAAAACCCGAACCAAAUCAACAAAACAUCAUUGUAGCCGAUGGAACAAUUCAAAAGAACAUGCCUACAGGAGUUGUGCUGCAAAACUGCGAGAUCGGACCAGAGCCAGCACUACAAGCAGAUAGAUUGACGGUGAGAUCAUAUUUGGCAAGACCAUGGAAAGCAUAUUCUAGGGCAAUAUUCAUGGAAAAUGUGAUUGGUGAUUUGAUUCAACCAGUGGGAUUUCUUCCUUGGAAUGGGAACCUAUUUCUUGACACAUGUUACUUUGCUGAGUAUGCAAAUACUGGACCUGGUGCAGACGUUAAAGCAAGAGUUCCGUGGAGCAAAGGUGUUCUUAGCAAAGCUGAUGCAAUGAAAUAUACUGCUGAUCAAUGGCUUAAAGGUGGAAUUUGGUUGCCUGCUACUGGUGUACCAUUUGAGCUUGGCUUCACUAAACCUUGAAACUAAAUGCAUGAAUCAUUGCCAUAAAGGAGUAUACAUAGAGAAGAAACUCCUAUAGGAAAAAUUCUAUAGAUUAAGAAAAACACUAAGGAUAUAGUAGAAAUAAAUUUGGAUUAGUACAGAUGA
Molecule: messenger RNA, 1836 nt
Organism: Lathyrus oleraceus (garden pea)
Lineage: Eukaryota; Viridiplantae; Streptophyta; Magnoliopsida; Fabales; Fabaceae
Product: pectinesterase
Exons: 2
Coding region: 19-1710 (563 amino acids)
Biological process (GO): cell wall modification
Molecular function (GO): pectinesterase activity; enzyme inhibitor activity
Source: RefSeq, a predicted model, not a curated record